AAAAGUACCACCGGAAGUAAAGAUGAUUUAGCGCGCUCUUUCAAAACAUGGGACAAAUAUCUGUAGAAUAUAUCGUAUCUUUCAGUUCACAGGAUGACAAAUUCAAAGUUAAUAACUUAAUAAGCAAUGGGGGCUUUAAGAAAUGGCUCACUUCAGCUGCGGAUAAAUCGGGACAAGCAGAAGUAACACUCCAACUGAAAAAGGCUGUCUACCUUUCGUACAUAGAUCUAGGCACAAUAUGGUGUGCUACAGUGGAGAUCAAGGUCGGGCGCUCAGAGUGGCUGCUGAAUCAGGAAUUUGUUACCUUGGCCCCCACCUCUAGUGUGAUGACCCCCCAGGAUUGUAGGCUGGAGUCCAGCUUCAACAAAACACGCAUGUUUGGACCAACUGACUUUGCCACGGAUGUUUUGAAACAGAAAUGGGACAGGGUGAAAAUCAUCUGUCGCCAACCUUUCCGAAGAAAUGUACAGAUGGGGUUAUCAUUUGUCUGCUUUAAGACAACAGAAGCUGAUGCAAUUUCUUCUCCAGAAAAUAAAUUAAACACACCAAAGUCUGUCAAGUCCAUCCAGAAACAUUUCUUUGGGAAGUUAUCCUCCAGUGAUGGCAAAACCAAAGAACUGAAAUCUAGAUUAAUGAAGAUAGCAGGGUCGGGUGAAGAUGGAGUUGGACAGGAGCACUGUCUGAACAGGACAGCUAAACUGGUUCUUGCUGCAUCAGGAAGUGUGAACAAGCUCUCAGUCCCUUCUAAACUCGAGUCCCCUGAAGGAAAAUCAAAACUGUACUCGAUGCAUACAGCUCAGCAGGCAUCGCCACAGUUUGAGGAACAAGCCCUCACAUUUCUAGAUGACCAUGAGUUUAAGAGGGAAGAACUGGACAAAAUCACAAUAGCAGAUAUAAGGCACAAGUUUGAGAAGAAACUAAAAAGAAAGCUUACAGUAGAAGAAAAAAAGGUGUUCAUUAGACUGAGUCAAGAAUAUAUUUGUGAGAUAUUCAUGAACAAUAAGAAUGGAAAUGAUGAAAAUGACAGUGCAGGGACAGGACAUUCUAGAAUUGAGUGUAAACAGACUGAAUCCAUGUCUAAUGAAUCUCCUGUGCAAAAAGACAAGAGUAAAAUUGUAGAUAAAGUUAGUGAAAAUCCAUCAUCAAGUUUACAUAUGACAAAAACUGGACCAUCUCAUAAACAUGGCAGACAUGUUGAUUCAUUGACAAGUCCCAAGAGAGUAAAAUCGAGCUCCUUUGUGGGUAAGACAGUCUGUAGCCGACCCGUGAACCCUCAUCCACCUUCAUCCACUGAUGAUCAGUGGCUGAACUGUUCCACUCCGCCUAGCAGCGGAAAACGGAAAAGGAACAUCAGUGGGUCGGAUAGCAAGUUGAACAGGGGAGCCAAGCGACAGCAGCUGGAGGAUGAGGAGAGGAGUUGGCUGGGGAUGGAGGGGGUGGGGAGGUCGAGGUGGGUGUCUACAGCAGCAGGGUCAGCCACAGGGUCAUCUGGGGGAAAGGGCAAAGGGAACUUUGGCAAACCAAGGAAAAAUAAUAAAAUCAACAUAGGAGGAAGAAAAAAUAUUGAGCAGACGUCUGCUGAUACCUUUGGAAACCAACAGCCUGACAUCUGCCUAGUUGAAACAGUCUUACCAGAGGUGGCACCAGUAUUUGAGGAGUAUACGCUGGACUCUCCGUCAGCCUUUGUAGAAUGUCCACUCUGUUCUGAAUUGUUCUCCAAGGAAACAAUAGAAGUACAUGCUGCUGUCUGCAUGGUGUGAUUUCUGGCUAAAGUCUCUUAGGACAUGGUCAGCUCAGAUUCAUGUGUUUGGAUAUCAUUUCCUACAGAGUUUAGAUGUCAUUUUUUACCAUUCAGAUCAUACAUUAAUGUGCAUUGAAUAUAUUUCUUGCUGCUAAGACCUUUCUUUGUUAGAUGAUUUGUUUAGAUACAUGUACAUUCAAAAUCUCAGGGUAAAGAACAUUUUCUGCUUAGGCUUAGAUGUCGGAGAAUAUCAUAAGCCUGUUCAUAGAUAGUCAUCAGCAUAUGUAUAAACAGGAACAUGGAAACGUGUUCAUUCUGAUGCCAAGAUUAGUUCACAAACUACUUGGGUUAAUUUUUUUUUUUUGGGGGGGGGAUUAACUUUGAUUUUUUUCACUGUUAAUGAAUACAGUUUAAAAUUUUUAUUCUUGCAAAAAACUAGUACCUACUUUUUUGAACAAAAUAAAAAACCAUUAAAUAACAAAAUGUUGUUAAAUUUAAUUACCAGUAAUACUUUCUUUUAUUUGAAAUUGUUCAGAAAGUGGUUAUUGGAUAUUUAUGGAAAUUCCCAAGGUGUUUGAAAGAAUUGCCUGCUGGUCAUUCAAUGUACAAGUUUAUUUUUUAAUAUUUGGUAUUAAAAUCAGUCAUUGUAUGUUUGAGCCAAUGAUUUUUAAAGAUUUUAGCAAUGGGAUGGAGUGAUAAAAGUUUGUGUUUUAGAGACAGAAUAUUUUAAUCAUGUUAGAUUUUAAAACUUGGAUUAAGAGUGGAAGACUAAUUCGAUUAUAUAUUAAGUAGAUAUAACCUAAUUGUGGAUAUUUCCAAGCAUUGCUUGAUAAUUAUAUGAAUUAAAAAACCAUUAAGGGAAAGAAUAUUUUGAAUGUUUCUCUGUGGAAAAAAAAUUGUUAAAUGACCCAGUUUAUGGAUACGUAUUUACAGUGUGUACAAUACAUUUUUAAAAGUGUUUUAAGCGUUAAUUAGCUCUGGAUGGAAAGUUUAUGAAAUAUCACACUAAAAAAAGCAAUAUCUUGUGAUUACACACUACAGCUGAUGUUUUAUUGUUGAAGCAAAAAAAGUUAAUGGGCAAGUUUUCAAGCAUUGCUGCAUAAGGUCUACAUGUAAUGCUGCCAUAUGAAUUAAUUUUAUUGAAGAGGGAAAUAAACCAGUUUCUAUUUAAUUUCAAGUCAUUAUAUGAAAAUUGAGUUAUAUCUUUUUGCAAAUCUCAUAAAAAGCCCGUCUGCUACAUUAUGUUUUAAAAUUGCUGUUAUUUUGUUAAGCAUAAAUUGAUCUAAAAAAUGUAAACAGCAAUAGACGGAUUUUAUUGUUCACUUUAAGGAGAUUGACACUCGAGUGUCAAUGCUCCAGUUGUUUCAUGGCUAACAGUUGAAAACCUAUGUACAUUGUUGUUAAAAUUUUGGAAACGGGGUAUAUUUUUUGUUAUUUUUUUUUCCAAUUUACAUUUAACACAAGUUUAGAUAAGUCGGUAUUUAUUAUGAUUUGAAUACAACUUAAUAUUUAUUUUAAAUAGUGCUGAAAAUAUGGAAUGGAAUGGUCGUAAGGCUCAAUUGAGCUCUUCUGAUUAAAAUUACAGUGGUCUCAUUGUUUGAAAAAAAAAUAGUAGAGUGGAAAGAUUAAUAAAGGAAGCUGUGCAAGUAACUGAUAUAGUGUAUAUUCAAGUUUGUCCAAACUUUGACAUGUCACACGUACGCUUGUGAAAAAUGCAAAGUUCAAACUUUGAGCGUUGGACAAUAGUGGAGCUUCUGGAGGGGUGUAAACUGCCAUGUUGGAGUUUAAUGCAAAUAAUUUUCUGUUGAAGUAUAUAAUUGCUAAUUUGCUAGAGUUAGUGGAAUUAAGAGGCUUUUUUCUGUAUUUCGUUUAAAAAACUUAAAAAAACGGAACUUAAUUAAGUCAAAAAGGGCGAUGCGCCGAUGGGCGUUGUUUGUUUAAAUUCACAUCUUAGAAAUGCAUUGUAUCUGUUGUAUUUUACCAAAAAAACAUCAUUCUUUGUUCACUUAUAUUUAUCUACUGAAAGAAAAUACACAUGUAUAACUGCU
Messenger RNA from Magallana angulata, 3789 nucleotides. RefSeq lists its product as uncharacterized. Gene Ontology annotation, molecular function: damaged DNA binding. Gene Ontology annotation, cellular component: nucleus. The transcript has 9 exons. Gene Ontology annotation, biological process: single strand break repair; base-excision repair. Lineage: Eukaryota; Metazoa; Mollusca; Bivalvia; Ostreida; Ostreidae. The record is from RefSeq and is a predicted model, not a curated record. Bases 48 to 1760 code for a protein of 570 amino acids.